CGUCUUGCUCGCGAACUCGAUUGCGAUCGCGCCCCGGCCAUGGACUCGCCCAGCAUCUCCGAGCUCAACGUGGAGCAGAGCGGUUCGCGUCUUCUCUCCGAAACAUCUCUUCUACCCAGCAGCAGCUCAAGUUCGUCACGCACCGGCCCAGGAGGCGACGACCUCUCCCUUUCAGAACUAUCACUCUCAGAGCGCCCUCAGCCUGCACCUUCACGUCGACCGAAGUUCAGCCUGCUAGCCCAGCCUUUGCCUCAGAAAGCGCCCUCAAUGGAUAACGAUAGCGCGAUUCUAGAAGAGGAUGCAGAGACGGAAGGGGAGGCCGGGUUGGAUCAGACUAUGACACAAGAAGACGUGGAGAAGGCAAAGAAGUUAGCCUCACGGACCAGAGAAGACAAACUACAGCAUGACUUGUUUAUUUUGAAGAAACUCAAUUUCGCAUUUGAAGUGUAUAAGGAGGCGUUGAAGGAAGCGAAGUCCAGCACAGAGCGGGUUGCCGAACAACUGAAGCACACUGAAGCGCUGUUGGACAAAUAUGUGAAUAUACUAUCAAAGACGGAAGAUGCCGCACGUCUGCUCACAGACGAACGAUGGCAAGGUGCCGAAGCGGUCUGUACCUUCGUCGCCGCGCAGGCUUUGACUCACUUCUAUGCAGGAUGAAGAUGUGCUCGAACAGGAAUACCGGCAAAACUUGGAGCGUGCUCGGCGUGAGGAGGAGGAGCGGCUACUUUCCGCGCAGCGAGAAAAGGAACGCCUUGAACGAGAAGACCAGGAACGAAAAGAAGCCGAGGAGAGACAAAGGCUUGAGAGGGAGCGAGCUGAAGCAACAAAAGCUGUCGGAAGGGGCAGUGGCGUAAGGGGUGUCAGAGGUACAA
Messenger RNA from Fomitopsis serialis, 872 nucleotides. RefSeq lists its product as uncharacterized. Gene Ontology annotation, biological process: mitotic cell cycle. NCBI's taxonomy places the organism in Eukaryota, Fungi, Basidiomycota, Agaricomycetes, Polyporales, Fomitopsidaceae. The coding region runs from base 40 to 657 and encodes 205 amino acids. Gene Ontology annotation, cellular component: DASH complex; mitotic spindle. The record is from RefSeq and is a predicted model, not a curated record. The transcript is spliced from 2 exons.